UCAACUGACAACAGCACGUUUGUGUGCUCAUCGUCUUAGUCUAGUGUGACAGUCGGGGCAGUGCGGUUGCGUUUUCUCUAUAUCUCUGCCGGAAAAGAACCAGCAAGUUGCGCGCAAAGUAUAGUGAGAAUAAUUCCCACUUUAUUUUUGUUUGGCACUAUUGCGGUUCAGCAUCUCGUGCUGUUGAAACGAUCAUUUUAUUCGGAGUUCACUACCUACAUGUACUGUGUGUUUGCAUGUGUGGAUUUUUACCGCGUGAGACUCUCGCAGCAGCUAGAAAAAAAUUCACUUCAUUGCAAAAGCUCAACAAAUAGUUCUUCGGUGGUCAACUACUGCGGCAGUGAUUGUGUAAUCAUUUGUUUUGGAAUUGCCUUGAAUAGUGUUCUGAAGUAGUUCGAACCAAAUAAAUACCAGUUCAUACCGGCCAAGACCUGACCUCAUCGCAGCAGCAGCAGCCGCAGCAGUGCAUUCGGGCAGUUUGAUAAACCGUUUGCUGCAGACAACCCGCCAUGGCUGAAGCCCAUUCAGCCGUUGCGUUCUCGUUUUCCAUCACUCACGAAGGAUGGCACCUGAACUACGAUCGAGAAGUGCUCAACCUUGUCUGGCAGUCCGGCGUUAGAUCAUGGAAAAAACGAUUGGCACGAUUCAGGACCGGAGUUCGCAAUGGAGUGUACCCAGCACAUCUACAGAGCCUGUGGCUAGUCAUAGCCGUCGCAUUAGCACUACAUUUCACGCAGCGCCAGGUUCCAUUUAACCUAGUCAAUAAGUUUUUAGCAAUUUUACCAGGGGACACGGUGAACUAUCAGGUGGCAGCAUGUGGCCUAGCUGGACUUUUCUUUUGGCUGUGUAUAUGCUACACUAUGCGCUACUCAUUGAAGCUGUUACUGAUGUACAAAGGGUGGAUGUACGAAAAACGAGCACCGGGUAGUAAGGUUUCCUUGCCGACGAGACUGUGGGCAGUAUUUGUCAAAGUAUUAGCAACCUGGAACAAACCAGGCCUAUAUAGCUUCCAAGGUUCUCUUCCACGUCUGCCAUUACCAAGUGUGGAAAAUACUAUGAGUAGGUAUCUGCGGUCGGUGCGUCCCUUGCUGGAUGACGAUAAUUAUUCGCGCAUGGAAAGACUAGCCAAGGAAUUCCAGAAUGGUAUUGCCACAAAACUACAGCGUUAUUUGUUGCUGAAGAGUUGGUGGUCAACUAAUUAUGUAUCAGAUUGGUGGGAAGAAUACGUCUACCUACGUAGCCGCGGUGCUCUGAUGGUCAACAGUAAUUUUUAUGGAAUGGAUGCAAUUUUUACCCAACCUACCACCGUUAGAAGUGCACGUGCAGCUAGUGUAAUCAACAUGCUGCUUCAGUUCCGUAGAAUCGUCGAGCGGCAAGAGCUAGAACCAAUUCUAGUGCAAGGUUUGGUUCCGCUGUGUUCGUGGCAAUAUGAGCGUAUCUUCAACACGGUGCGCAUACCAGGAAUUGAAACUGAUAAAAUUGUUCACUAUCAGGACUCGAAUCAUAUUGUUGUACUGUUCCGAGGAUGCUACUAUAAAGUCGUUAUCUACCAUAAUGGACGUAUUUUGCGUCCGUGUGAGAUUCAGAUUCAAAUCGAAGAAAUCUUACAUAGCAGUGAUAAGCCACAAGUUGGUGAAGAGUUACUAGCAUCACUAACAGCCGGCGAUCGGACCAAAUGGGCAAAAAUCCGUGAAUCGGUAUUUGCAAAGGGUGUUAAUAAAACUUCCUUGCAUUUAAUUGAAAGUUCCGCUUUCUUGCUGUCACUGGAUGAAACCCCCUUUGAAUUUGAUAUGGCACAUCCAGAGAAACUCAACCAAUUUGGAAGGAAUUUACUUCACGGCAAAGGCCAUGAUCGGUGGUUCGAUAAGAGUUUCACUGUAUGCAUCGGAAGCAAUGCAAGGGUUGGAUUUAAUGCUGAACAUACUUGGGCGGACGCAGCAGUGAUGUCACACAUCUGGGAAAUGUUGAUCAUGGAAGAAACUCAUCCGCGGGCUGACGCACCUGUGUUGGCGCACGUGUGGGAGAACAUAGUAGCGGAGGAGGCGUUGCAUAAACGAUAUGACGAAAAUGGAAACACACUCGGUAUUCCUGAGUUUGAGCCACCGAAGCCAAAACGGCUGGCAUUUGAUUUGGACAACAGUGUAGCGCUGGACGCUAUCCAAGAGGCACAUCUGGCUGCUCAGCAAUUGCUGAAUGAUGUCGAUCUGAGAAUUUUUGUUCAUGAUGCUUAUGGCAAGGGAUUGAUGAAAAAGUUUCGCUUGUCACCCGAUGCUUUCCUUCAGAUGGCCCUUCAAUUGGCCUACUAUCGUGAUGCUGGCAAGUUUUCACUAACCUACGAAGCAUCGAUGACUCGGCUGUUCCGCGAAGGACGUACCGAAACGGUGCGACCCUGUACGAUAGAAUCGGCUGCCUGGGUGAAGUCUAUGGAAGAUCCUACUUGCAGUGUCCAAGAACGUGUUAAACUUUUGAACGAUGCUUGUGAUCGUCACCAGCUGGGUUACCAGGAUGCAAUGUGCGGCAAAGGCAUCGAUCGUCACCUGUUCUGCCUGUAUGUGGUAUCGAAGUAUCUUGAGCUGGACUCGCCUUUCCUGAAGGAAGUACUCAGUGAGCCUUGGCGGCUGUCUACUAGUCAAACUCCACAUGGUCAGACCGCCAAAUUGGAUCUGAAAAAACACCCCAACUGUAUUAGCGCGGGUGGAGGCUUCGGUCCUGUCGCGGAUGACGGUUACGGCGUUUCGUACAUCGUUGCUGGCGAGGACCUUAUAUUCUUCCACAUCUCGUCAAAAAAAUCCUGCGGGACAACGAGUUCAGAACGAUUUGCACAGCAGAUCGCUCGGGCGCUAGCGGACCUGAAACAUCUGUUUGAACAAUACAAAAGGCAACAGCAGAAGAACGUUUCCAAUGGGACAGCAGUGAACUAGAGACUUAGCGAUAGUUUUGUGAAAGUUAAAGAUAGAGGACAGUGUGCAUUGAUGCAUGAGCGGAUCCAGAACUGAAUCAACACUCAUACAAACAAAACAUAUCCACCGUUAUUGCAUACGGCAGCAAAAUAAUGCUCUUCACUUUGUCCAAACAUUUCUGCUGUUUACUAUAUUAUUUGUUAUAGCUAUUAUUUUAGGCAGUUAUUCGGAAAUAAUUUAGAUACCUUUUAGGUGUUACAAAUAGUAAAUGAUGUGGAUAUUAGCAUUAGCCUUUUUGGCGGAAUGAUAAAAUUAAUUCUAAUUAAAGUGUAUGUAUUAUAAAACAAUAUUUUGAAGCUUUUGACACAGUUCCAAAUCUUAACCUCGUUUGAUAGAUGCAACGAAAGUCAAGAAGCCUGUUUUGCAAUAAGACUGCUGUAAAAAAAUGGCUCAAUCACACAAACUAUCAAAAGAAGGCAAUCGAUUUCUAUUUGUAGAAUCUUUUCAAGGUGCAUUAGUGCUAGUGAUAAUAACAACCAUUAGCGAAAAUAUUUUGGUGAUUUAAUUUUGUCUUGUUGUUUUUUACAAUUUUAGUGAACCAACGAAUAAACUUCUUAUUCUUUCUUAAAUUAUUAUUAUCAGUAAUGUAAAGUGCAUAAUGUGAACUUACUUCGUACCAAAAAAUAUAUCAAAUUUGAACAGUGUUUGGUAUCCUCAGGGGAAAAAGUUACACUGCGAGAAAAAUCGGGCUUCACAUUUUAUUUAGCUUUGCAAAUCGUGUUCUACAAUUGAGGCAAAUAUCAAUGCAAUUUAUAAAAAAAAAUAAAUCUAACAAACUGUUUUAUAGAGUAACCGAUUUUUAAGUCCCAAGGGAAUGAUUAUCUAGCAGAUUAUAUUUUUGUCAAUGUAGCCGAUGAUGAAUUGCAAGUCAAUAAUCACUUGAACGGUGGUAAUGUAAAAUUGAUUCAAUAAAGUAUCCAGUAGAAAUUUUGUUUUUAUGUUAA
Wyeomyia smithii (pitcher-plant mosquito) is the source of this 3904-nucleotide messenger RNA. It is a transcript of the gene whd, whose product is annotated as carnitine O-palmitoyltransferase 1, liver isoform. Gene Ontology annotation, molecular function: carnitine O-palmitoyltransferase activity. Gene Ontology annotation, biological process: fatty acid metabolic process; carnitine metabolic process. NCBI's taxonomy places the organism in Eukaryota, Metazoa, Arthropoda, Insecta, Diptera, Culicidae. Bases 510 to 2921 code for a protein of 803 amino acids. The record is from RefSeq and is a predicted model, not a curated record. Gene Ontology annotation, cellular component: mitochondrion. The transcript is spliced from 13 exons.